CGUUUUUAUUUUGAUACGACCCGUCUCCACCAAAACGCAGAAACGAUACGAAAACGAUAAAAAUGCUCUACAGCGCAUGUGUAGACCCACUAUUUUGCUGGUUUACAUCGCGCGCGCAAAUCGAAUCACUCCAUCGUUUUCGAAAGGUUCCGUUUUCGUCCGUCCCCACGGCACCGAAAGGGUAUCGUUUUCAAAUUGUUCCACUCUGGAGAUCGUUCUCAAAUCGUUCCGUUUACGGUCAUCGUUUUCGCCUUUCCGUGUGGACGAUACCCGUAUCUGUAACAAAAAUGUUGCGUUUUCAAACGAAAAACGGAUACGUGGGGAAGGGAAAUGUUGGUUCUCACUUGGACGUAAGCGCAAGCGCAACGCACGCUUUUUUCCGAUUCUCACUGGAACAUAAGCGCAAGAGCAAGCGAUAGAACGCAACUGCUUGAUUUUCUUGCGCUUGUGUUUAUGUUUGACCAAUUUAUUUUGCCAGAUCUACUUAAGGUAUUUGAGAAGGUUGUAGCUGCACAGAUGACCACCUUCUGUCAUCUGUGAGACCGAGUCAGUUCUGAAUGUCAACAUCUGUUCUCAUGGGUAUACCAGAUGACCUUCUCAAGGCUAUGAAGAAAAGGGAGGUUACCCUUUUGGUCUUGGCGGACUUUCCCAAUGCCUUUGACACAGUCCACUACUCGAUCCUGUUGUCCAAGCCAUCUUCGUUAGUGUUUUCAAAGACUUUCCCGAAAUGGGUUAUAAGAUAUCUGAGUGAUAGAACGCAGUUUGUUCAGAUUGACGAUAAAUUUUCAGAGCCUGAAAAAGUACGUUUUGGUGUUCCACAGAGAUCCAUCCUCGGGCCGAUGCUCUUCAACUUAUAUGUCUCUGACUUGCAAACUCAUCUCCCAUCGACGGUCACCACCUUCCAGUAUGCUGACGAUACGACAAUUUACUCCAGUUCUCAACCUUCCGAGCUGCACAGAUCUGCAGAAGAGCUGAACUCAUCUUAACAAAAUGAGCUCCUGGUCCUCAGCAUCACACCUUCGUCUCAACGCGAGCAAGACCAAAGCCAUGCUGCUCUCCACAAGCCAAAUGGCACGUGUUCAUAGUCUAGAUAGCGGCCGACCUGUAGUAUCGAUCUCUGACAAGAGCCUAGACUUUGUCAGUGUAUACAAAAUUCUAGGUGUAAACAUCAGCGAACAUCUAAAGUUGGACGAACACGUAAAGGCAAGGCUCCGGAAACUCAGCUAUUGUGUUACUGUUUUUAAUCCUUUACCCGAGUACCUCUCGAAUCGUUUACAGCGCACCCAGUUUGCGGCCGCCAGUUUUGUGUUGGGACGAUAUGUUAACAGUAAAUCAGAUAUACUAAAUCUUGGAUGGCUGCCUUCACAUAAAUUAAGAGAUUACUCACUACUCAGAAACACUUUUAGAGCUAUGUACUCUUCUAAUUGGCCUUCCUACUUGGAAUCUUCUGCGGCCACUAGAUUAGUUACUCCACUCCUAGCGAACACCUUCCAGAACUCAACAGCAACUUACUGACUAUAAGCAUUUGUGUAACCUAUGCAAGAACUUCCUUAGGGACCGAGCUAUUUCAACUGUCUAAAUCUAUAGAUAUCAUGUAUAUAUGUGCAUAAACUGCAUAGUGAAGAUAGGCAAACAGGUAACGCUACUCGAAAGGUUUUAGUUUUAUUUUCAUACACCACAGGGGCGUACGCAGGAUUUUAACAAGUUGCAGUCAAAGCGUUCAGAAGCUGAAUGAGGGCGUGGCCCCUCAUCCCGAUUCCCCGUGAAGAUUUCAUAGCUCCCGCUUUUGGGUUUGAAAUUGGCGUAAAUGCGUCAGACUUAUGAGAAUAUUACACGAUCCUCUGUAAUCCUCGAUCCGAAAUAGGACUUCAGCCGUCGCGUGACACCGAACGAC
Molecule: messenger RNA, 1894 nt
Organism: Nematostella vectensis (starlet sea anemone)
Lineage: Eukaryota; Metazoa; Cnidaria; Anthozoa; Actiniaria; Edwardsiidae
Exons: 2
Coding region: 991-1515 (174 amino acids)
Source: RefSeq, a predicted model, not a curated record